This is a messenger RNA of Eimeria mitis, 1227 nucleotides long. RefSeq lists its product as uncharacterized. NCBI's taxonomy places the organism in Eukaryota, Apicomplexa, Conoidasida, Eucoccidiorida, Eimeriidae. The record is from RefSeq and is a predicted model, not a curated record. The transcript has a single exon. Bases 1 to 1227 code for a protein of 408 amino acids.
AUGCAAGGGGGGGGCACCCCAUUCAGCUGGCAGCAGCAGCAGCAGCAACAGCAGCAUCAGUGGUAUGGGGGGCAACAGCAGAUAGAACAACGGCUUUGGCAUACCACAGACCACCACCAGCAGCAGCAGCAGCAGCAGCAGCAGCAGCUGGAUUCAGCGCAGGAGUGUUCGCAGCGGGGAUCCUCUCGAUGGCAAUUCCUGUGUACGUACACCCGAGAAGGAGAAGCAGAGCUGCAACAGGGGGGCCCUUCACAGCACUGGGGGCCCCAACUAGGGAAUGAAACCCCCGACUGGCACCAACAACGAUCUCAUCAGCAGCAGUUGCUGCAGCGGCAGCAGCAACUGCUGCUGCAGCAGCAGUGGCAGGCGCAGCCACAACCCGAAAGCGAGCCAUGCAGCUCCCCCCAGGGCAGCUCUCCAUAUUCACAACAGCAGCAACAGCAGCAGCGUCAGGGGCCACGCAUAUGGGACUCACCGACCCCGCCUUCUCAUUGGGGGCAGCAGCAGCAGCACCAGCAGCACCAGCAGCAGCAAGUGCAGCAGCCAGUGCAGCAGCAGCAACGAUGGCACCCCCCUUCUGAAUGUGAGGACACGCAGCGGACGUUCCUACAGCCGGCGAAUCCAUGGAGGCCUCAAGGACCUCUGCGGCGUCGACAGUGGCAGCAGCAGCAGGAGCAGCAGGUUCAGCAGCUACAGCAGCAGCAGCAAGUGCAGCAGCAACUACAGCAGCAGCAGCAGCUGCUGCUGACCGGUGACGGCUCACAAAAGAACAGCUUCUAUGAGGGGUCUCAGACGACAGCAGCAGCUCCAGUGCCGAGAUCCAAGAGGGUUUGGGGUUUAUCAAGGGCAGCAGCAGCAGCAGCAACUGCUGCUGCUGCUGCUGCUGAAGCAGGAACUCCUGCUGCUAUCAGCAGCAGCUGGGACCCUUCGUUCCCCCCUUCAAGUCUGGCCGUGCGCAGCAACAACGGCGGCGGCGGCAGCAGCAGCAGCAGCUGCUGCAGCAGCUGCAGCAACUGCUGCAAAAGGGAAGAGCUCAGCUUUGAGGGGGUGAAGGCUGCAACUGCAGCAGCAGCAGUUGCUAAUGCGGUGCUGCAAGCUGCAGCGCAGCAGCUGCCGUCCGUGCUGCUGCCUCCAGCAGCAAACGCAGAGCUGCCGGGGCCAGCUGGCCGUCUGCUGCGGCUGCGGCAGAAGCAGGAAAAGGGAAAAAAAAUCAAGUGGGGCCUCUAA